Molecule: messenger RNA, 2300 nt
Organism: Aspergillus uvarum CBS 121591
Lineage: Eukaryota; Fungi; Ascomycota; Eurotiomycetes; Eurotiales; Aspergillaceae
Product: C2 domain protein
Exons: 2
Coding region: 283-2046 (587 amino acids)
Biological process (GO): positive regulation of gene expression
Source: RefSeq, a predicted model, not a curated record
GGAUCUCUUUCCUAAGUGCCCGCACCUCCUUUUCGAAAAGAGGAAUCGAAACACAGAACAAGCGUUUGAAAAGAGAAAGAAAGAAAGCAAAGAACUAAAAAAAGGAAGAGCACAAACAAUUAAAAAACAGCACGGAACCUCAGACGUCUCCUGCAUCAUCCUGCGCCUGCUUGCUGAUCCCCGCACACUCUUGCAGGUAACUGGCGGACCCGCGGGCCCUUACCCCAUUACUUGCUAUCGUACUUCAUUUUAUCCAGCUUCCACUCCUUCCCUCCGCCUCCCAUGGAACAAGCGCAACCGCGGACACGUCGACGGCGUCCGGUAGAUAAGUAUGGUCCCAGAUUCUUCGACAAGACAGAGCACGUGCAAGACAGAGCGGCUGCCAUGAAGGCCACUUUGCACGGGGACGAACGCUCGCAAUCGCAACCUGCUGGGGGCUUUGAUAGUACCCCGUAUCCUUAUGCUCCGCCAGGGUAUACCGUCAAAUUCACUUUUCAUCGUGGCGUCAACCUUCCUUGCGCGGAUUUUGGUACCUUCUCUUCGGAUCCUUAUGUUCAUGCUCAAUUAAUCGUCGACCUUCCGCAACGCCACAAGCAGGAUCCCGUUAUCUCGUUCCGCACACCUACGGUGCGAAAGAACCGAGAUCCAGUCUGGGAGAAGAGUUGGAUUGUGGCCAAUGUUCCGGCAUCGGGCUUCCAGUUAAAAUGUAAUGUUUACGAUGAGGAUGCGACUGACCAUGAUGAUAAACUGGGAAACGCCUACGUUGAAGUAGACUCAAUCGAUGAAAAUUGGCCUUCGAUUAAGGAACAAUCUUAUCGUGUCAAGAAGCGACUGGGGAGCAAACGAGUAUACUUGUUCGGCAACAUUGCUGCCUUGGCUUCACGACGCCUCGACGUGGCUUCACACUUGGUGAUCAGCAUCCAUUGCCUAGGCAAGACGCCCGGUGAUGAAGGAGCGCAUAUGUACACCAUUGGACCAAAUUACUGGUUCAAGCAUUUCUCUCCCCUUAUUGGCAGGCUAGCAGGCACCAAGGACGAGGUCCAGAGCCAGAAUGGUCAAAAGACAAUCAGUCGAUACAACUUUCAAGCAAUUCAAAUACAACUCAAAGGCCCUGUGCCCGCCGAGCUUUAUCAUCGCUAUGUCGAAUUCAAACCAUUUGUGGCCGGAAUGUUCACGUCCCACAGUCUUCGUGGCAGGAUUCUCAACCGAGCGCUCCAUCAUCAACAUGAGCGCAUCUACAACUUCGACAAAACAACUCUUACCGGUCAAUUCGCAUCGCCAUGUGUUGAACUUACUCAAAAGUUUUUGGAGUUUGUUCACUAUGCACAGGGUGGGAGAAUUUUCACCUAUGUUAUUACACUUGACGGACAAUUUCGCUUCACGGAGACUGGAAAGGAAUUCGGCAUCGAUCUCUUAAGCAAACACACCAUGCACAGCAAUGUAUCAAUCUAUGUCGCGUACUCUGGGGAAUUCUUUCUUCGACGACGAAAGCAUCGCCAUCAUCGACAACCUGACACCCCGCAUCCUUCAGAAACCUGCAACUACUCCGCGGACGAGUCACAAAAUCACUUGGAAAUAUCGGUCGAUCCUGCUGACUACGAGCUUUUCAUCGAUAACGAUAGCGGCACCUAUCGUCCCAAUGCAGAGUAUCUUCCUCUUCUCAAACAGUUCAUUUCAUCCAACUUGGUAGGCCUUCAUAUAACCACACUUGAUUGCAAAAAGGAUGCUGCGCAAAUGGAAGCAUUGAAGAAUGAGCAGCGAGAUUUCAAGAAGCAUGAGGGAAAUCAAAUGAUUUUCCUUCAGCGAAGUAACAGCUCAUCACUCUCUCUUUCCAGCUCAGACGAAGAGGACCUUAAUGAACGCAGCGACGCGCAAGUGCCACGCAGAGCAAGGGGGGACCUGGCACAAAAGGUCCACGAGAUGCGCGAUGUCAAAGGCCACUUGAUGAACUGGGCACAAGGAGAUGACUAUGCCGGCCCCAGGUUCAAGGCGGGCAAUUCCGCACAAGAUCAUAGGGGUGUUGGAGGGGGUACUGUUAAUUUAUAGAUGCCUAACUCCUUCAUGUUCAGGCACACCGGAAUCCUGCCUGCGUCGACCUAUUUCGUACAGGGCUUUCGCAAUGAUCACUUGCUGAACAUCCUCGAAGCUUUCUUCCAUCCUUCGUUCCCCUUGGCCCUCAUAUCUUUAUUUUGCCUCUCAAUAGGCUCUUCGCUCUGCUGUCUUGCGUGUCUCCUCAGCGAUCAUGCUUAUCCAUUAUACCUUUGUUAUCAGGCCUCUCAUUGGUUUAUUCUUAAUGUUCA